Messenger RNA from Phaeodactylum tricornutum CCAP 1055/1, 1037 nucleotides. RefSeq lists its product with no specific name. Lineage: Eukaryota; Bacillariophyta; Bacillariophyceae; Surirellales; Neidiaceae. The record is from RefSeq and is a predicted model, not a curated record. Bases 105 to 998 code for a protein of 297 amino acids. The transcript has a single exon.
GAAAACAGAGAAGAGACUCUCCAUCCAAACCUCCCCCUUUUGGUACCCUACAGCAAUCCUCAUUGCUAGCACCUUUUCCUCUCAAACCCCCUCCUUUUCAAACCAUGACACGAGGCAAAACGUAUGGAUGUGGAGACCGGGUAAUGCACAUUCGACUCGGCCUGUUCCUAUUACUCUCCCUAAUGUUUCAGUACGCGACCGCCCAACAAGAGUGCAGCCCCGCCUGUGGACCUUACGGUCGCUGCUCUAAUGUCGUUCGGACCUGCACAGGUAGAGACUGCGAGAAAGCGUGUCGAUGUAAAGCGGGGUUCGCCGGUGCUGACUGCUCCAUACCGUUCACGCUGUGUGAGGAUACCGUGAAUCCGGCGGGCACCGCCACGGUCUGCUACAACGGCGGCAGCUGUCUAGAGGCGGGUCACUACGAUGGCGUCACGAAAGAGGAUGUGUGGUGGUGCGAUUGCAGCACGGCCUAUACAAGCACUGGUACCGCCUUUGCGGGGCACCAGUGCGAGUUUCCGCACGGAGUUUCCUGCGAAACUGGUCUCACCGAAUCGUCCUACGCCUUUUGCGUGAAUGGUGGCUCUUGUCUGGAGACGAUUGCGCCCGGAUCUCCGCAUCCCGGCUGUCGGUGUGUGGGGCAAUUUGAAGGCCGCCACUGUCAGUACGCUGCGGGAACCGCACCAGAGAAGGAGCUCACCUAUACGGAUGCGACGCGGGCCUUUACGGAUGGCGACGACGGGAUUAGUGCCGGCGUUGUAUUUAUCCUGGUUGCCCUGGUGCUGGCUGUGGUAGCCGGCGCGAUCUUUUUAGUGCUUCGACGCGGCCGGAGGAAUGCUUCGAAUAAGGAAAUGGAUACCAAUAACGCACCACAAUUGGAUGAUCUACAGCUCACUUCCUUUGUGGAACACAAACCGGAACAAGUCGGAAUGGAAAGUAUGGACGCGAUUCCUCUGGAGGAUGUGGAUGUGGAUGGAUCAGAACGAACCGAGAUUAUAUAGGAUACAUAAAUGCUUAGUAAAGAUUCAGGAGGAACAGUC